UUCCUCUUUCUUCGUAUCACCCGAAAUUCCCACACCCCAUCACAAGUCCUAUGCAUACACACGUCAAAUUUCAAUCUAUAUUUAAAGUAUAGAAUUGUGUUAAGUAUUUAGAAUUAGAACUUCAUAGUAGUAAGAGACCUUCGAUUUAUCUACGUACACCAAAAAAUAUCACUUAUCCUAUCUAUAUAUUUUUGUUUUCCAUUUUCUCAUAGGUGUUGUGGUUGUCUAAAGAACAAUUUUUUAUUUUCUAACCACAUGACGACGUUAAGAACUGUGGAGAUAACAUUUUUGUCCGCAGAGAAUCUUGAAAUGAAUCGAAAAGGCAUUAGAGGGAAGGCGUUUGUGACGGUUCAAUCCGACGGAAGCAGCGACACAAGCACGACGAAAGUGGAUUCAGAGGGAGGGAGUUACCCUUCGUGGAACGAGAAGGUUGUGAUGGACGUGCCAUUGCAUGCAAGGUUCAUAACCGUUGAGGUGAAGUGCAAGACAUCAUCAUCGACAGCGUCGAACAGUGUUGGCGUGGCGCGAAUACCGGUUUCGGAUUUCGUUGGAGGGUACGUGCCAGAAAAUGAGUUGCAUUUCUUGAGCUAUAGGUUGUGGGAUGAUAAGGUUAGAAGAAACGGGGUUAUAAAUGUUUCGGUGAGGGUCACAGUGGCAGAACAACAACGUUCUUGUCAUUCGAAUUCUAUGUUGUCGGCUGUCACGGGGCUGCCGGUAGCCGGUAAUUGCGGCGGAGCUGGAGUUGUUACUGGGAUUCCGGCUGUUUGGUUAAACUACCAAAGAAAUAUUUGAAGACAGAAUUUCUUAUAGCCAAGAAUAUAAGAAAGAGAAAUAUUUGGAGGGUUUGUUAGCUUAAGAAAAAAGAAAGCAUAUAUUGUUCAUUGUUUUUCCUUCUGGGUUUGCUGUGGAAAAUUUGUGACACAGCAUGGAGAGGGAUUCACAAUAAGUUAAAAUAAAAGUUGUGAAAUUAUUAUAGCUCAACUAUCACUAUAGAGUUCUCUAGUAUAUAUGUAUGUAUGUACACUGAGAAUAUGAGAAAAGAAAUGUCAUGUGCCUUUCUUUCUUAAUUAAAUUAAAACUGUCACAAUACAUGUCUAUUCGUUGUA
Cajanus cajan (pigeon pea) is the source of this 1106-nucleotide messenger RNA. RefSeq names its product BON1-associated protein 2. The record is from RefSeq and is a predicted model, not a curated record. NCBI's taxonomy places the organism in Eukaryota, Viridiplantae, Streptophyta, Magnoliopsida, Fabales, Fabaceae. Gene Ontology annotation, biological process: defense response.